This is a messenger RNA of Colletotrichum acutatum, 803 nucleotides long. RefSeq lists its product as uncharacterized. Gene Ontology annotation, biological process: sphingoid catabolic process. The record is from RefSeq and is a predicted model, not a curated record. Gene Ontology annotation, cellular component: endoplasmic reticulum. The coding region runs from base 100 to 687 and encodes 195 amino acids. NCBI's taxonomy places the organism in Eukaryota, Fungi, Ascomycota, Sordariomycetes, Glomerellales, Glomerellaceae. The transcript is spliced from 3 exons.
CGUCUUGGUGCAUCUGUCCUGCAACAAACCUCGGCUCUCAGCGCACCACAUCGCCCUUCGCUCAAGUCUAAGCACCAUCUCAUUUCAUUCACCGCCAUCAUGUCUUUAGACCUGGAAAAACACUUGACCUUUUAUGGUGCAUACCACCAUAAUACCGUCAACAUCGGCAUUCACAUGGCCUGUGUGCCCAUAAUCUUGUUUUCCGGAUUUUGCCUUGCCACCAACACAGGAACUCUCGUUCCACUCCCUAGCUGGCUCACCGUCCCUAAUCUAGAUCUCAAUUUGGGAACACUGGCAGCCCUGACUUGGGGUGGUCUUUAUGUUCUUCUCGAACCUGUCGCCGGCACGCUGCUGGCCGUUAUUUGCUUGGCCGCCACUGCCGCUGGCAACCACUUCAGGGUUGAGAACCCUACCUUGACCAACCAGGCCGCCAUCGGCAUCCACAUCGCCUGCUGGAUCUUCCAGUUCAUCGGUCACGGCGCCUUUGAGGGACGCGCGCCGGCGCUGUUGGACAACCUGGUUCAGGCUGUCUUCCUCGCCCCCCUUUUCGUUUGGCUUGAGUUCCUCUUCAAGCUUGGAUACCGCCAGGAACUCAAGGGCCGGGUUGACAAGGCCGUCGAGAAGGAGAUUGCCAAGUUCAAAGCCUCCAAGGCGAACGGCGACGCCAAGAACGGAAAGGCACAAUAGAUAUCUCGCAGACCAGCCGACGACAAAAUACUUUUAAUCGGUCUUGCGAUGUGAAAUUCAAACAAACCUACGCACCUAUCGAACACCAGACUACACGCGCUAGCCCAGCGCUUACU